Polyodon spathula (Mississippi paddlefish) is the source of this 1317-nucleotide messenger RNA. RefSeq names its product CCAAT enhancer binding protein delta (gene cebpd). Gene Ontology annotation, biological process: DNA-templated transcription; regulation of cell differentiation; regulation of transcription by RNA polymerase II. The record is from RefSeq and is a predicted model, not a curated record. Lineage: Eukaryota; Metazoa; Chordata; Actinopteri; Acipenseriformes; Polyodontidae. The transcript has a single exon. Gene Ontology annotation, molecular function: RNA polymerase II cis-regulatory region sequence-specific DNA binding; DNA-binding transcription factor activity, RNA polymerase II-specific. Bases 336 to 1169 code for a protein of 277 amino acids.
AAAACUUCAGAGAACGCGAGUAGUGCCAUAUACUACAAGUGAGUGCAAGUUUUGAACUACAGAUAGAAGCACCUGUAGCACUUUGGAUUACUAUUUAAGAAACCAGAAGAGAAAUCGUUCUUUACCAGAACUUCCAAUUUCAGAUAUCUAAGGUAAAAAAAAUAUCCUGCACUGAAAAGGGUCGUUUCUUGUGAAAGGAAGAUUAAACAGCAGCACUUGGAAAAAAAAACAAAAAAAACAAAAGCUACUACCUGCAGCAAAAAGCUGACCAGGUACCUUUUUUGAAAAAAAAAAAAAUUACGUCUCUACUGAAAGAACAGAAAACAAUUAAGUUAAUGAGUGCGCUAUACAGUCUGGAUUCUCAUUGCGCCUCACCACCAUGCAAUAUGAACUGGUCAAUGGAGCCAACCAAUUUCUACGACAGUAAGCUUAGCACUAUCCAGGGGUCCUGCAAGCCCAGCCGUGGCGGCAUGUGCGAUGAAAACAACCUGGCAGAGCUGAGCACCGCUCCUGCCAUGUAUGACGACGAGAGCGCAAUCGACUUCAGCACCUACAUCGACUCUAUGGCGUCAGUGCCAAACCUGGAGCUGUGCAACGACGAACUCUUCGCUGACCUUUUUAACAACAGUGUCAAGCAGGAGAAAGUGGACUUUAACUACCUGACCAGCACAGCUGCAGGCGCCUCUGCUGCCAGAGACAAGCUGAAUCAAAGCGUGAAUGGUGGGUUCAGUGCGCCGAUUAAGCAGGAGUCGGACUGGAGUGAUAGCGACAAGUCCUCAUCUCUUCCCUCGCAGAUCGAAAACUGCGCACAGACCAUCAUGAGCCUGCAGACCGGUCAGCCCACACCACCGACUACACCAGAGCCAUCUGCAUCACUUGCCACCUCCAGAAAAGUAGGCAAAGAGAAGGGGAAAAAGAACCAGGAUAGGUACAGCCAGGAGUAUCGACAGAGACGGGAGCGGAAUAACAUCGCCGUCAGAAAAAGCAGAGACAAGGCAAAACUGCGCAACUUGGAAAUGCAGCACAAGAUGCUAGAGCUAGGCGCUGAAAACGAACGAUUGCAUACAACCAUCGAACAGUUAACCAGGGAUCUGACCAGCCUCCGAAAUUUCUUCAAGCAGCUGCCCAGUUCCACUUGUUUGGGCACCACGAGUAUUGACUGUCGGUGAGGUGAGAGUGGAAAUGUUAACGGACUUGUUUUAGCACGAUACCUCAAGGAGACACAUAUAUCGAAUCAGAACUUUUACAAAACGCCUGUAGCAUAAAAUACUGUAAAACAGUUACACCGAAUAAACUAAGUGGCAUUGAAAAAGGGGU